This is a messenger RNA of Protopolystoma xenopodis, 318 nucleotides long. NCBI's taxonomy places the organism in Eukaryota, Metazoa, Platyhelminthes, Monogenea, Polystomatidea, Polystomatidae. The record is from the annotation of a GenBank genome assembly.
AUGGACGAGCACUUGCGUGGGCACAGGGACGGAGGGAUGAUGCAGCGAAACGGUGGAUGGAUGGAUGGACGAAGGGGCAAGUGGCCACAACCGGAUGGCCGGGAUGCUGGAGAUGGGCGUCAAGAGGGGCUCCACCGUCUCGCAGAGCCACAACAAGAGCCAGCGACGGAGCCUCAAUCGGCUUCGGACUCGAACGAAGCCAGCGACGACAGCAGACACCGUCUCCGUCUCGGUGCCGAGUCCAAAAUGGCGGAUGAAGAGGGCGGUGCGUGUACAUUUGCACAUCCCAUUUCGGUUUGCCUCUGUGGUCAAAAGUGA